Molecule: messenger RNA, 3206 nt
Organism: Salvia miltiorrhiza (redroot sage)
Lineage: Eukaryota; Viridiplantae; Streptophyta; Magnoliopsida; Lamiales; Lamiaceae
Exons: 4
Coding region: 1167-2930 (587 amino acids)
Source: RefSeq, a predicted model, not a curated record
AAUUCAGUUCAUACACCAAUUCUGGGACAAAAUUUCAUCAAACAGAUGAAGUGGGGAGCAGUUUUACUUGUGCCUUUCAUCUUCAAUAUCAUUACCCAUUUUGCAGAUCAACAACUAUUUCCACCACAUUUAUAAAGUGGUUUAGGAUAAGCAUUUGCUUCUAUAAAACUCUAUUUUUCUUCACUAUCUCUGCAAAUGCUGGAUUACAAAAUCAAAGUAUAAUGUCUUGGGUAUAACUACAAGUAGCCGUGAAAUUUGAAAAACAAGCGAUUUAAUACAUUUUUCGAGAGAUUUUGAAAGGCACGUAAUGAAAAUCAUGCAAAUUAUAGAAUAAUAGAAUAGUUCAAAGGCUUUUGAAACAACUUGAUAGGUCCAAAUUGUUUACGAUCUGAUCUGUCAAUUCUUAUGAACUCUUAUUGUAAUACUUUUUUUUCUGAAUAAAUUAUGUAUUUGACUUUGUCAUAUAAUCCCAACUGAAAAUGGAUAUGAUAAUGGGCCAGGUUCAAUUUUGUUCAGAUUCAGGUGGAUUUAGAUCAUAAAUUUUGCUGGAUGUAACUUAAUUAAUGCAACAUGCCACGUGUAUUUAAAUAAUUUUAUUUAUUUACUAUUGUUCGAGUGUGUAAUGCAACAUAAAGAUCUUGAAUCCAUUAUUUUCAUACUAAAAAGCAAGAAAAACACUCUAAUCCAAAUAUUGCAAAUCACAAAUGAUUAACCUACAAAAAGGUACGUUCCUAUCUUUUGCUUCCCAUCUAUCAUAGAAAAGAAAUGAAAAAAAGAAUCAAAUAAAAAUUUCACAACCUCCAAAUUGAAUAAAGCAAUGAUCACCCUCAUUCUCCCCCACCGCCACUACCCAAAUAUCACAAGAAAAAUUUGCAAUGUUUCAUCACAGUCUCACAGCAUUAAUUGGGCUAUAAGCCCUUAAACACCAGCUAUCUCAAACAUUUUGUAAUCUAUGAUUAGCAAUUUCACCAAUUUGAAAUAGUUAUUGAUCAGAAAGUAGAAGCCAUAUGAAUAAUUCAAUGGAAAAUCUUUCUCUUCUGAAAAAGUGGGAGUCAGACAAAGAUUUUCAAGAAUGUGUUUUUUGAAGGUUGAUCUCUGUUUGAGCUGAUGCUAUUUGAAUCCUGAAUUUCCGAAUAUUAUUUGUAUGAUUUAAGGAGCUGGAAAAAAUGGGGGUUACAUUAAUGGAGUUUGGGAAUUAUAUGAGGAAAGGUGCGGUGUUUACAGUUAGAUCAGUGUGGCAUCAUCCAUUUCUUGUGUUUCUUGCGUGUGCUGUAAUAUACAUGUCAAUGUCAUUUCCUUUGAUGUUUUCGUUGUUGGUUUCGGCCUCUCCCGUUGUCGUUUGCACUGUUAUUUUGCUCGGAACCCUAUUGUAUUACGGCCAACAUAACAUACAUGAGACUGAAAUCGAGAUGAAAACCAAAUACGAGUCCGUUUCGCUAAGGAAUGGCAAGUUGAUAGAUGCUAGUGUUGUUGUUGAGCAAAAUGAGAGGCCUUUUGUUGAGAAAUGUGGUGAGAGUGUGGAGAAGAAGUUAGGCGUGGUGGAGUCGAGUUUGUUAGGGCAUAAGCCCGAUGAGAUUCAUGUGGGUGGUAGCGUAGAUGGAUCGAAUAAGGGAAGGAGAUUGUCCGAGAUUGAGUCGGAGUGCGGGGAGGAGAGCGAGGCGUUGGGAGGUCCGGUGCACGUGCACGGGGAGAAGGGCGAGUGGAGUGAGGAGAGGGAGAGAGAGGGGCUUGGUGAUGGGGAGGUCAUGGCGGAUCACUAUGCCAUAAUCUCUAAAGUCAUUGGUGAGCUCCUAGAUUCCGAGUCGGAUCACGAGAAAUCCGAGGGGGAUUCUUGCGAUUCCGAGAGGGGGAAUAGGGAGGAGCACCACGAGGAAGGUUCGGACUCGGGGUCCGAGAGGGCCGAGAGCUCGUCUCCGGACGACACCUCGAUCGAUGACAUAAUGCCGACGAUGCUCGACGAGCUCCACCCCCUCUUGGAUGAGGAUGCACCACCGCCGGCUCAAAUGUCGCACGCCGGCUCCGAGACGGCGCUGACCGACCAAUCACCGCGCUCCAGCAACGCCAGCAUUGAGUCGGCCGAUGAGACCGAUGUUCAAGAAUCAGAGGCCGCGGACGACGACGACGACGUCGAGGAGGGGCAGGACGACGAGGAGGAUCACACCAAGUCUGUCAUCACUUGGACAGAGGAGGAUCAGAAGAAUCUAAUGGAAGUUGGAAAUUCGGAGCUCGAAAGGAAUCAACGGUUGGAGAGGAUCUUGAGAAGGAGAAGGAAUCGGAGCAUGGUGCCUGAGAUCAACUUGAUGAACUUUGAAAAUCCUGAUUUCCAGUUCCAAAUCGCUCCCAUCUCCACAGCAAGGCGGAAUCCGUUUGAUCUGCCUCAGGAUUCGGGUCCCGGCUCGGCUCCUUCGGUUCUAUCACGACGAAGAACGAACCCUUUCGAGUUACCAGAUGACUUGACCGAAGAGGAUCCGAAUGAAACAGGGGACGGAUCUCGUGCAGAGCUCAAGCCGUCGCUAACUAGACAUCCGUUCCUUAGAAGGCGCGACAAUUUCUCCGCAAGGCCCUCGAUCUUUUCCCCGAAUAGGCUAGAGAGGCGGCCAGUGAAAAUAAAGCCGUUCUUCGUGGCAGAACAGAGGGUUGUAGACGAGUCGAGCUACUCGCCGUUUAAACGAGAGUCAAGCGGGCAGAGCUCUCCUCCGGAGGAUACAGAGUCAGUUGCCUCAGCCGAGUAUCUUGAAGACGAGGGAUCAGACGAUCUGCAAGAUGCCAUUGAAGAUGACCCAUCCAAUGAUCAAGAAGCUGUUUCUGAGAGCAAGCUGGCAGACGAGGUUCCAAUCAGGGAGCCCAUGUACGACACCGACACGAGCCCCAAGGCUCGACCCCUGGAUGAUGACGGAGUGCAGGUGCGAGAUACCUCGUCUGCACAUUGAGAGUCGACGUCUAUGGAUUCAUCAGAGGGCAAGACUCGUCUCUAGCCAAGUUGUCGAGGAUAAACGAACCCAACAAAACUGCUGCAAGAGUGAGAGCCUAAAACUUCUCAAAACAUGACUCUCAGUUUUAGUGAGAUUUUGGGGAGAUUCUCAUUCCUCAUAUUCACUUCAUUAUUGCUUUCAAAUUGUAUGCACUUGUUUAAAUGCUUGUGUUGAACAUUUGAAAUAUAUUUAUAUAUAUGGAUUAAGAUUAAAUAAAAUACUAAAAAUUACGAA